Messenger RNA from Lampris incognitus (smalleye Pacific opah), 1428 nucleotides. It is a transcript of the gene mmp11a, whose product is annotated as matrix metallopeptidase 11a. The record is from RefSeq and is a predicted model, not a curated record. Gene Ontology annotation, biological process: proteolysis; collagen catabolic process; extracellular matrix organization. Gene Ontology annotation, cellular component: extracellular matrix. The coding region runs from base 1 to 1428 and encodes 475 amino acids. NCBI's taxonomy places the organism in Eukaryota, Metazoa, Chordata, Actinopteri, Lampriformes, Lampridae. The transcript is spliced from 8 exons. Gene Ontology annotation, molecular function: metalloendopeptidase activity; zinc ion binding.
AUGCGGCUCUCCGCGCCGCUCUCCGCCGUACUCGGCACGCACCUCCUCCACCUCGUGCUCUGCUCCCCCGUGCAGCCAGCCAGCAGGUACAAAGAUGCACCGGAUUUGGUCCAGGUGUCAGAGAAGUUCCAGGACCUGAAGAAGAAGGGGAAGAUACCCCACACUCAGGACGUGUUGAAAGAGGCGGGACUUCCCCCCCUCACCACCCAAUCAUGGAACCGACCUCGCUGCGGCGUCCCCGACUUCCCGGGGCAGAAACAGGUCCAUUUGAGGAGGGGCCACAGGAAUAAGCGCUUCGUUGUGUACGGAGGACGCUGGGAUAAGACCGACCUGACUUACAAAAUCAUGCGCUACCCGUGGCAGAUGAGCAAGGACAAGGUGCGACGUGUCUUACAGGAAGCGCUGAGAGUGUGGAGCGAGGUCACGCCGCUCACCUUCACCGAGGUUCACAGCGGCAAGGCCGACAUCAUCAUUGACUUCACCAGAUACUGGCAUGGAGACAGUCUACCGUUUGACGGCCCCGGUGGAAUUCUGGCUCAUGCCUUCUUCCCCAAGACUCAUCGACAGGGCGACAUCCACUUCGACUAUGAUGAGUCGUGGACUUUGGGCAACAAUAUGGGCACAGACCUCCUCCAGGUGGCCGCCCAUGAGUUCGGGCACGUCCUGGGCCUGCAGCACUCCAGCGAGCCCGGAGCCAUCAUGUCUGCCUACUACACCUUCUCUUACCCGCUGCAGCUGAGCGAGGAUGACAAGCAGGGCAUCCAGUUUCUAUACGGUGCCCGCCCCCAAGUCCUGCCGCCGCCUCCGGCCCACCCGGAGACGAAUGAGAUCCUCGUCAGUCCCCCCGACGCCUGCCAGACGGACUUUGACGCCGCAUCCAUGAUCCGGGGGGAGCUCUUCUUCUUCAAGGCGGGCUACGUGUGGCGCAUCAGAGAAGGCCACCUGGAGAGAGGAUACCCCGCGCUGGCGUCGCGCCACUGGAGAGGCAUUCCGGACCGGGUCGACGCCGCCUUCGAAGACCCGUCUGGGAACAUAUGGUUCUUCCAAGGUGAGAACUACUGGGUGUUUGACGCCGAGAGACAGAUCAGAGGUCCCGAGUCCCUCAGGAGUCUGGGUCUGUCCGUAUCCCACAUCCAGGCAGCUCUGCGCUGGGGCCCUGACAGCAACUACAACACCUACUUCUUCAAGUCAGGCAGCUACUGGAGGUUCAGCCCGCGGGAGGUCCGGGUGGACUCGGUCUACCCGCACAGCAUGCAGGACUGGGGCGGAGUGCCAGACGACGUGGAUGCGGCCUUCAAGGAUAUUUACGGGUACGCUCAUUUUAUCCGAGGGAAACAGUACUGGAAGUUCGAUCCUGUCGGCAUGAACUCUCUGGAGGGCUACCCUCGCUACAUCGGUAUGGAUUUUUUCGGCUGUAGAAAUGUGUGA